Drosophila yakuba is the source of this 4864-nucleotide messenger RNA. It is a transcript of the gene Ptp69D, whose product is annotated as tyrosine-protein phosphatase 69D. Bases 196 to 4584 code for a protein of 1462 amino acids. The record is from RefSeq and is a predicted model, not a curated record. The transcript has 12 exons. Gene Ontology annotation, molecular function: protein binding; protein tyrosine phosphatase activity. Lineage: Eukaryota; Metazoa; Arthropoda; Insecta; Diptera; Drosophilidae. Gene Ontology annotation, biological process: protein dephosphorylation.
GUUAAGAAAAUAACGAUUAAUUCUUCUUCGCGGUCGCCGUCUAUUAACUGGUUUUUUUAUAAAACACAUUUUUCGGUGUUUUGUAGUCGCCGCGACAUUAGUUUACCGCAGAAGACCUUUUUUACACAACGCAGACAUCGAAUAUAAUUUUUGACAUAUGUAUUUAUCCGGCUCGGAGUGAGAAAUUAGCAAGCCAUGGCGUUUCUCUACCGACGCAUGUCGAUGCUUUUAAAUAUAAUCCUUGCAUAUAUUUUCCUUUGUGCGAUAUGUGUGCAAGGAACUGUGAAACAAGAGUGGGCAGAAAUAGGUAAAAAUGUAUCUCUAGAGUGCACAUCUGAAAAUGAGGCAGUAUCUUGGAAGCUGGGAAACCAAACUAUUGAUAAGAACCAUACAAGAUAUAAAGUUAGAACAGAGCCAUUGAAUUCCAACGACGAUGGCAGUGGAAACAACGAAAAUCAAGAUUUCGCCAAGUACAAGAAUGUCCUGACGCUCCUUGAUGUUAAUAUAAAGGACUCGGGGAACUACACCUGCACAUCCCAAACGGGGCAAAACCAUUCGACUGAGUUCCAAGUUAAGCCAUACCUUCCAUCCAAAGUCUUGCAAAGUACCCCCGCCAAGAUCAAGAGGAAAAUCAAGCAGGAUGUCAUGUUGUAUUGCUUGAUUGAGAUGUACCCGCAAAAUGAGACGACGAAUAGAAACCUCAAGUGGCUAAAGGACGGCAGCCAGUUUGAGUUCCUGGACACCUUCUCAUCCAUCUCGAAGCUAAACGAUACACACUUAAACUUCACCUUGGAAUUCACGGAGGUGUACAAGAAAGAGAAUGGAACCUACAAGUGCACCGUCUUCGAUGACACCGGACUUGAGAUUACCGCCAAAGAGGUAACUCUUUUCGUAAUGGAAGUGCCACAAGUUAGCAUUGAUUUCGCCAAGGCAGUCGGUGCUAAUAAAAUAUACCUAAACUGGACCGUGAACGACGGCAACGAUCCAAUUCAGAAAUUCUUCAUCACUCUGCAGGAGGCUGGAACGCCGACUUUUACCUACCAUAAGGACUUUAUCAACGGCAGCCAUACAUCGUCUAUUUUGGACCAUUUUAAACCGAACACAACCUAUUUUUUAAGAAUCGUGGGAAAGAACUCGAUUGGCAAUGGCCAGCCCACCCAGUAUCAACAUGGAAUCACCACGCUUAGUUAUGAUCCCAUUUUUAUACCGAAAGUCGAGACCACCGGCAGCACGGCGUCCACGAUAACGAUUGGCUGGAAUCCCCCGCCGCCGGAUCUUAUUGAAUAUAUACAAUACUACGAACUGAUUGUCUCCGAAUCGGGCGACGUGCCCAAAGUGAUCGAAGAAGCCAUUUACCAGCAGAAUUCUCGAAACUUGCCAUACAUGUUUGAUAAGCUUAAGACCGCCACAGACUACGAAUUUAGGGUAAGGGCAUGUAGUGAUCUAACCAAGACUUGCGGACCAUGGUCCGAGAACGUGAACGGAACCACAAUGGACGGCGUGGCUACCAAACCCACCAACUUGAGCAUACAAUGUCAUCAUGACAACGUCACGAGAGGCAACUCCAUCUCCAUUAACUGGGACGUUCCCAAGACGCCAAACGGCAAGGUUGUGUCAUAUUUAAUACACUUGCUUGGCAACCCCAUGAGCACAGUGGAAAGAGAGAUGUGGGGACCGAAGAUUCGAAGGAUCGAUGAGCCCCAUCACAAGACCCUCUACGAAAGUGUUAGCCCCAACACAAACUACACAGUGACGGUGUCCGCCAUAACGCGGCACAAGAAGAACGGCGAACCGGCCACCGGAAGUUGUCAAAUGCCCGUUUCCACGCCGGAUGCCAUUGGCCGAACCAUGUGGUCGAAGGUGAAUCUGGACUCUAAGUACGUUCUCAAGUUGUACCUACCCAAGAUCAGCGAGCGAAAUGGGCCCAUAUGCUGCUAUAGAUUAUAUCUAGUUAGAAUUAACAAUGACAACAAGGAAUUGCCGGAUCCGGAGAAGUUAAACAUCGCCACAUAUCAGGAGGUUCACAGCGAUAAUGUCACUAGAAGUAGUGCAUAUAUAGCGGAGAUGAUCAGUAGCAAGUACUUUAGGCCGGAAAUAUUUUUGGGCGAUGCGAAGAGAUUCAGUGAAAACAACGAUAUAAUCCGCGACAAUGACGAAAUUUGCCGCAAAUGCCUAGAAGGUACUCCAUUUUUGAGGAAACCCGAAGUCACCCACAUACCCCCACUAGGUUCACUCUCAAAUUCCGAUGCUGAACUGCCCAUUUUGGCUGAGAAGGACAACUUGAUCAAAGGAGCAAACUUAACAGAGCAUGCUCUUAAAAUCUUAGAAAGUAAGUUACGAGAUAAAAGAAACGCGGUUACCAGCGAUGAGAAUCCAAUUCUAAGCGCCGUCAACCCAAAUGUGCCACUCCACGAUUCUAGUCGAGAUGUUUUCGAUGGUGAGAUAGAUAUUAACUCCAAUUAUACCGGAUUCCUAGAGAUUAUAGUUCGGGAUCGAAACAAUGCCCUGAUGGCUUAUAGCAAAUACUUUGAUAUAAUUACUCCGGCGACAGAAGCUGAACCUAUCCAAUCCUUGAAUAAUAUGGACUACUACCUAAGUAUUGGGGUCAAGGCUGGGGCCGUACUACUUGGUGUCCUACUUGUUUUUAUUGUGCUGUGGGUGUUCCAUCACAAGAAAACGAAGAACGAACUGCAGGGAGAAGACACUUUAACACUAAGAGAUUCCCUGAGCAGGGCUUUGUUCGGUCGCCGAAAUCACAACCAUAGUCAUUUUAUUACGUCCGGAAACCACAAAGGAUUCGACGCUGGCCCCAUUCACAGACUAGAUUUAGAAAACGCCUAUAAGAACCGCCAUAAGGACACCGAUUACGGAUUUCUUCGGGAAUACGAAAUGCUGCCAAAUCGCUUUAGCGAUCGGACAACUAAAAAUAGUGAUUUAAAGGAGAACGCCUGCAAGAACAGGUACCCCGAUAUUAAGGCCUACGAUCAAACGCGCGUGAAGUUGGCGGUCAUAAAUGGCCUACAAACUGCGGAUUACAUUAAUGCAAACUUCGUAAUUGGAUACAAGGAGAGAAAGAAGUUUAUUUGUGCACAGGGUCCAAUGGAGAGUACCAUCGACGAUUUUUGGCGAAUGAUUUGGGAACAACAUCUAGAAAUAAUUGUGAUGCUUACGAAUUUGGAGGAAUAUAACAAGGCCAAGUGUGCGAAAUAUUGGCCAGAAAAAGUAUUUGAUACAAAACAAUUCGGAGAUAUUUUAGUGAAAUUUGCACAAGAACGUAAGACUGGUGAUUAUAUUGAACGAACCCUGAACGUUUCCAAGAACAAAGCCAAUGUCGGCGAGGAGGAGGACCGUAGGCAAAUCACCCAAUACCACUACUUAACGUGGAAGGACUUUAUGGCACCGGAGCAUCCACAUGGCAUCAUCAAAUUCAUACGUCAAAUCAAUUCCGUCUACUCCCUGCAAAGGGGUCCAAUUUUAGUGCAUUGCAGUGCUGGUGUGGGUCGAACUGGAACCCUGGUGGCUUUAGAUUCCCUAAUCCAACAACUGGAGGAAGAAGACUCGGUGUCCAUUUACAACACAGUGUGUGAUUUACGACACCAACGAAAUUUUUUAGUCCAAUCUCUGAAACAAUACAUCUUUCUUUAUCGGGCUUUAUUAGAUACCGGAACUUUUGGAAACACGGAUAUUUGCAUUGAUACCAUGACUUCUGCAAUUGAAUCUCUCAAGCGCAAGCCCAAUGAGGGUAAAUGCAAAUUGGAAAUGGAAUUCGAGAAACUACUGGUCACUGCGGAUGAGAUAAGCAAAUCAUGUAGUGUGGGCGAAAACGAGGAAAAUAAUAUGAAGAACAGAAGUCAAGAGAUUAUACCCUACGAUCGUAACAGAGUAAUACUGACACCACUUCCAAUGCGGGAAAACUCGACCUAUAUUAACGCAUCAUUCAUAGAGGGCUAUGAUAAUAGCGAAACCUUUAUUAUUGCCCAGGAUCCACUUGAGAACACUAUAGGAGACUUCUGGAGAAUGAUCUCGGAACAGAGUGUCACCACCCUCGUCAUGAUAUCUGAAAUCGGAGAUGGUCCCAGAAAAUGCCCGCGAUACUGGGCGGAUGAUGAGGUUCAAUAUGACCACAUACUCGUGAAAUACGUGCACAGCGAAAGUUGUCCAUAUUAUACUCGCCGCGAAUUUUACGUUACGAAUUGCAAAAUAGAUGAUACGCUGAAAGUCACACAGUUUCAAUACAAUGGUUGGCCAACCGUGGACGGGGAAGUUCCUGAAGUCUGCCGUGGAAUUAUCGAACUUGUAGAUCAAGCGUACAACCAUUAUAAGAACAACAAAAAUUCUGGUUGUCGAUCUCCACUCACAGUUCAUUGCAGCCUGGGAACCGAUCGAAGUUCUAUUUUCGUCGCAAUGUGCAUUUUGGUCCAGCAUCUCAGGCUGGAGAAGUGUGUCGACAUCUGUGCCACAACAAGGAAAUUACGAUCUCAGCGAACGGGACUUAUCAACUCAUACGCACAAUACGAGUUCCUACAUCGCGCAAUAAUUAAUUAUUCAGACUUACAUCACAUAGCCGAGUCAACAUUGGAUUAAGUUAGAUAUGUAUAUACUUAUACGAGUACAUAAUGCAUGUGUUGGAACAUCAAUGCAUCAAAUGUGCUAUGAUAAAUUAUUUGUAUAUUUAAAAAACCUUUUAAUAAAGUAUUUACAAGGGCAAGCAUAAUUUUUUUAACGAAUUGUGCUUGCCCGACACAUAAUAUACAUACAAAUAUAAAUGUAGUGUAUACGUAUCGUAUUGAUAAAACUACCAAAGGAAAAUAAGUAACAUAUUUUAUAAGAUACAAUGUAAUAAAAACUGAGAAUAAGAAUUGUA